UCCCCCUACCCUAAACCCCAAAACCCGAUUUUUUUUGGCACUAUUUCCUAGUGUACUCGUGUGCUUUGGCAAAUUUUUAACAUAUUUAUAUCACUUAUCCCUGAUCUCCAGCUACUUCUCUGCAUUUUGUUUUCUUUUCUGUUUUAUCCCAAACUAGUUCACUUGCCAUGGCAUCAUCUGGUAGUACUGCCACAGGACCUGGUUCCCCUUGCGGUGCAUGCAAGUUUUUGAGACGAAAAUGUGCCACAGACUGUAUAUUUGCACCUUACUUUAGUUCAGAACAAGGCCCUGCAAGGUUUGCAGCCAUUCACAAAGUGUUUGGUGCUAGCAAUGUUUCCAAAUUAUUGUUGCACAUCCCAGCUCAUGAUCGUUGUGAGGCGGUUGUCACCAUUGCUUAUGAAGCUCAAGCAAGGAUUAGAGACCCUGUUUAUGGUUGUGUUGCUCAUAUUUUCGCCUUGCAACAACAGGUGGAAUGCCUGCAAGCUCAAUUAAUGCAAGUCAAGGCUCAACUAGCUCAAACUGGCAUGAAUUCAAAUCACAUCAACGGUACUCAGUACUGGCAAGGACACCUUUCUGGUUUAUUCCCUUCAUUUCUAUCUUAUCCAAGCAGCUCCAACAAUCCAAUUUCCCCACAAAGCUCUCUUGAUUCGGUUGAAGUUGAACACCACACAGCUGACAACAUGAAUAUGCAAGAAAUACAAAGCUUACAAGACUUUUGUUUCCAUGGUUAUCCUAAUAAGACACCAUGUGAUAGUGAUUUGGGUGAGCUUCAAGCAAUUGCCCUUAGAAUGAUGAGAAACUGAUCAUGGAGUUUCAUGCUGAUGUUCUUUUUUUUUUUUUCUUCCCCAAAACAACUAUGUAUAUAAAAUUUAAGCCUCACCCAAAUCUUGAUUUCCAAUAAAAAAUAAACUAGAACAAAAAAGUUAAGCCCCAACACAGGGUUGAUCUUCAGGUUUACAACCUGUCCACCAUUGUAGACAUUUAAUCAAAGACUCAUGUCUGCA
Molecule: messenger RNA, 1004 nt
Organism: Gossypium raimondii (Peruvian cotton)
Lineage: Eukaryota; Viridiplantae; Streptophyta; Magnoliopsida; Malvales; Malvaceae
Product: LOB domain-containing protein 16
Exons: 2
Coding region: 168-803 (211 amino acids)
Biological process (GO): positive regulation of DNA-templated transcription; hormone-mediated signaling pathway
Cellular component (GO): nucleus
Source: RefSeq, a predicted model, not a curated record